Oxyura jamaicensis (ruddy duck) is the source of this 710-nucleotide messenger RNA. Its product is annotated as aldehyde dehydrogenase family 3 member A2-like. Gene Ontology annotation, cellular component: cytoplasm. NCBI's taxonomy places the organism in Eukaryota, Metazoa, Chordata, Aves, Anseriformes, Anatidae. The record is from RefSeq and is a predicted model, not a curated record. Gene Ontology annotation, biological process: aldehyde metabolic process. The transcript has 2 exons. Gene Ontology annotation, molecular function: aldehyde dehydrogenase (NAD+) activity. Bases 124 to 366 code for a protein of 80 amino acids.
CCUCGUCUGGUCUCUGCUGGGCCUUGGUAAUUUUGUUGUUGUUGUCACUUUUUCUUCUGUCAGAUAAUCAAGAGAGUCAUCUCAGAAACCUCCAGUGGGGGCGUCACUGGAAAUGAUGUCAUCAUGCAUUUCUUCCUCUCAACCUUACCCUUUGGUGGUGUUGGGAACAGCGGGAUGGGUGCCUACCACGGCAAGCACAGCUUUGAGACCUUCUCCCACCGCCGCGCCUGCUUGAUCAAGGACCUGAAGAUGGAGGGUAUGAACAAACUGCGGUACCCACCUGGCAGCCAGAAGAAGCUGGAUUGGGCCAAGUUUUUCAUUUUGAAGCCGUUUAACAAGGUCCGAAUUGGACUGUCGUUGAAGUGAUUGCUGUGAAUUUCAUGUUUGCGGCUCAUUAGAUAUGAAAGAUAACACAUGAAGGAGAUGAACGCUGAUUGCAGCUUUGCAGUCAGCAGGGCUAUUAAUAAGGCCCCUUUCUCCCACAUCUUUUCAGACAAAGUUUUUGCUAGUUUGAAAUGGAAUUGAUAUUUGUCAGAAGUGCCUGACAUCUUUCCUGUAUUAUACUGGAAGACGUGAAUCUUGAUCGGGGUGUUUAACUGUUGAUGUAACAGCUAAGCAGAAGGGGUGGAUUUGUCAUUUAACCAACUAAUGAUUUUCAUACUAUUUUCUAUAUAAAAAUAAAGAGAACAAGUGGCUAAAUGGAGAGUGAA